AUGAGGACCGCGGUGCUGAGCCUGGGGCUGGCCCUGCUUUGCUUGCUGCGCACGGAGGCUGCGGACCUCGGGGCUGCAGAAGUGGACAAGAGCAAGAUUGAAGGGAAAUGGUACAUCACCGCUAUGGCCUCCAACUCUGAGACCUACUUCCAAAAGAAGGACAAGCUGAAGAUGGCAAUGGCCAACAUCGCGGUCCUGGGGGAGGGCGACCUGAAGGUCUCCUUUGCCAUCCCCACCCCGGAAGGUUGCAGGAGAUCAGAGUCCAUCUACAAGCAAACAGGUCCGGGUGAAUACUACAGCGCUGAGCGAGGCAAUAAAACAGUGCAGGUGGUGGACACCGAUGGCAAGACCUACGCCGUUAUCUUUGCCUCCAGAGUGAAGGACGGGAAGACCUUGUACAUGCUGCGGCUCUACAGCAGAACCCAGGAGGUGAGCCCCCAAACCACUGAACUGUUCAAGAAGCUUGCGAGGGAGAAGGGCUUCACCGAGGACACCAUCUGGAUACUGCCCAGCCAGGAGGAAUGCAGCCUCAAUGGAGUGUAG
Messenger RNA from Mesitornis unicolor (brown roatelo), 543 nucleotides. RefSeq names its product extracellular fatty acid-binding protein-like. The record is from RefSeq and is a predicted model, not a curated record. Gene Ontology annotation, molecular function: small molecule binding. The transcript has 6 exons. Bases 1 to 543 code for a protein of 180 amino acids. Lineage: Eukaryota; Metazoa; Chordata; Aves; Mesitornithiformes; Mesitornithidae.